Exophiala xenobiotica is the source of this 4474-nucleotide messenger RNA. RefSeq lists its product as uncharacterized. The transcript is spliced from 2 exons. Gene Ontology annotation, cellular component: membrane. Lineage: Eukaryota; Fungi; Ascomycota; Eurotiomycetes; Chaetothyriales; Herpotrichiellaceae. The record is from RefSeq and is a predicted model, not a curated record. The coding region runs from base 354 to 4160 and encodes 1268 amino acids.
CAAUUCUCCAUCUGUCUAGACUGGGUCUCCGUUCGUGUGCCCAUGUGCCUGGGGUCGUGUGCAGGAAGAGGGUUGGGUGAGCUCCGAAUGCUGACGUCUUAAUGGAUCCGACCCCAACUGUCACACGUCGCCCUGCAUCUUCCAUGUUUGCCUGCUUCCAUAUUCCACAAACCAACCAUCCAUUCCCUCUCGUUUGAUUCUGUCAACAUGUCUGCUCUUUACCUCCAAGUGUUCCACAACAACCUUCUGUUGCAGCUUUGACUCUGUGGCUAGCAUUACAUGAUGAGCUACACUGUGGACUAUUCCAGCCGGUGAACUAAACAAGACGACUCGCACCUUACGAGUCCCCAACGAUGCGCUUCUCCUCCUCUACCUUGGCAGCUUUGGCCGCAAUCUGCUCUAUUCCUGUCGCAUCGUCCUCCGUUGCAACUCCUCUUCACGAAGCCGGCCGAUGUGCAAUCCGCGGUCAUUGCGGCAAACAGGGUUUCUUUGGAUCUGAUCUACCAUGUCCCGACAAUGGAAAGGCGUCGCCUCCCUCCGAUGAUCUACGCGAAAAGCUAGUCGAUCUCUGUGGUGCAAAAUGGGGAGAUACCGAUGUAUGUUGUGAAGAGGAGCAGGUGGACACUCUGAAAAAGAACCUCAAUCUCGCAGAGAGAAUCAUCGCGUCAUGUCCAGCUUGCAAGGAAAACUUCUUCAACCUCUUCUGCACUUUCACUUGCUCGCCCGACCAGUCCUUGUUCAUCAAUAUCACAGAUACCGGCAAAGCUACGAACGGGAAAGAAAUCGUCACCGAACUCGAUAACACUUGGUCGAAAGACUACCAAAGCGGUUUCUACGACAGUUGCAAAGAGGUCAAGAAUGGCGCCAGCGGUGGCAAAGCGAUGGCAUUCAUCGGCGGCGGUGCUGAAAAUUAUACCGAAUUCUUGAAGUUCCUGGGCGACAAGAAGCUGCUUGGAAGUCCGUUUCAGAUCAAUUUCUUGGAAGAGCCGCGAUAUGAUGAUACCCAGGGCAUGAAGCCCGCGGACCCUCGUGUCUAUGCUUGCAACGAUACGGAUCCCAACUACCGGUGCAGCUGUGUCGAUUGUCCGGCGGUGUGUCCAACUUUGGAACCAGUUAGUUCGGCGGAAACUUGCCAUGUAGGAAAGCUCCCGUGUCUGUCUUUCGCGGUGAUCAUUGUCUACUCGAUCGCCUUAUUACUACUCAUCACCGCCAUCUCUGGCCAUGUGGCAUACAGACGGCACAAGCAAUGGAAGAGCGAGAGAUUGCAACUUCUGCAGGAUUCUGCACCCAGUGACGAUGAGGACGAGGGCGAUCUGGUGCAUAACGCGGGCCUCUUAGAGAGACCGCAGCGGAAUUACUACUUGAAUCAGAUCUUCGAUCGAGCGUUCAGCAAGCUUGGGGGGUUCUGCGCUAGAUACCCGGGACUAACGAUCGGCACGAAUAUUGUGGUCAUUGGUCUGCUCAGCUUGGGUUGGUUACGAUUCGAAGUCGAGAGAGAUCCUGUGCGUCUGUGGGUCAGCCCGAGCUCCGAUGCUGCUCAAGAGAAGGCCUUCUUUGACGCGAACUUCGGUCCGUUCUACAGAACCGAACAGGCCUUCUUGGUCAACGAUGGCUCGCCUAACAGCUCGGUUCUGACUUAUGAGAACCUUGAUUGGUGGUUCGACAUCGAAGAGCGCAUCUCGCGCAUGAUGACUCCGGAGAAUGGCGUCACUCUCAAGGACGUCUGCUUCAAGCCUACAGGUUCGGCUUGCGUUGUCCAGUCAGUCAGUGGCUGGUUUGGAGCUGGUUUGACUGGCGAUUGGAAAGAUCAAAUCGAGCUCUGCGCGGCGCAUCCUGGCGACCAGAGAUGUCUGCCGGAAUUUAUGGACCCUCUUCAGCCUGGGCGCAUCCUUGGAGGCUAUAAAGAUAUUGACGAGGUCACAAGCGCAAAGGCAAUGAUCACGACUUGGGUGGUCAACAAUCACCAGCCUGGGACGGAAGGCGAAGCCAGAGCCGAAGAGUGGGAGCGCGCCUUGAAGCACGAACUGCUCAUUUACCAAGAAGCCGCCAAGACUCGAGGCUUGAGGUUAUCCUUCAAUACAGAAAUCAGUCUUGAAGAGGAACUGAACAAGUCAACCAACACGGAUGCGAAGAUCGUGGCGAUCAGCUAUGUUGUCAUGUUCAUCUACGCUUCAUUUGCUCUAGGAUCGGCAAGCUUGUCGUUCAAGUCACUCCUCAGCAACCCGUCGAACGCCCUAGUCCAGUCGAAGUUCACUCUCGGCGUGGUCGGCAUCAUUAUUGUCCUCAUGUCAGUCUCCGGAUCCGUGGGUCUAUUCUCUGCUGCCGGGGUCAAGGUCACAUUGAUCAUCGCGGAGGUCAUUCCCUUCCUUGUUCUGGCCGUCGGCGUGGACAACAUCUUCCUCAUCGUCCAUGAGUUUGAGCGUGUCAACGUCAGUCAUCCAGAUGAGGAGAUCUACCAGCGUGUCGCCAAAGCUCUCGGACGUAUGGGCCCGAGUAUUCUCCUCUCGGCGUCCACCGAGACAAUCGCGUUCGCGAUGGGCGCCUUUGUUGGUAUGCCCGCGGUCAAAAAUUUCGCCGCGUACGCCGCUGGUGCAGUCUUUAUCAACGCAUGCCUGCAAGUCACAAUGUUCAUGUCCGUCCUGGCGCUCAAUCAACGACGCGUCGAGAGUCUCCGGGCUGAUUGUUUCCCGUGCGUCACUGUUCGUGGCGCCAACUCCGUCAGCAUGCCCGGCGGCCACUUCUUCGGUUCAGAUGAAGAGGGUUGGCUGCAGAGAUUUAUUCGCAAGGUCUACGCACCGCGCCUGCUCGAUAAGAAGGUUAAGACGUUCGUCGUGGCAUUCUUUGUCAGUUUGUUCGCCGCAGCUAUCGCUCUGUUGCCCGAGGUCCAGCUUGGCCUCGAUCAAAGAUAUGCGCUGCCGAGCGAUAGCUAUAUGAUUCCGUACUUCAACGACUUGUACGCGUACUUCGGUUCCGGUCCGCCGGUGUACUUUGUCACGCGCGAUGUCAAUGUGACGCAGCGAGAGCAUCAGCAGCAACUCUGCGGUCGGUUUACGACGUGCAAUGAAUAUUCGCUGUCUUAUAUCCUCGAGCAGGAAUCCAAGCGACCGGACGUGAGCUAUAUCAACGCCGCGACGGCGAGCUGGGUGGAUGAUUUCUUCUACUGGCUCAAUCCGAUCAGUGACUGCUGUACCGAGGAGGAUGGCAAUACGUGCUUCAAGGAAGGCGAGUGGAACAUAACGCUGAGUGGUAUGCCGGAGGGCGCCGAGUUCGUGAGGUAUGCGCAAAAAUGGAUCCACGCGCCGACGGACGAGGAGUGUCCCAACGGGGGACAGGCGGCCUACAGUAAUGCGGUUGUCAUCGAUGCGAACAAUACCGAUAUCCCCGCGAGCCAUUUCCGAACAUUCCACACCCCGUUGAAGGGCCAGCGAGAUUUCAUUCAGAGUUACGCCGCUGCAAGACGGAUUGCGAAAGAAGUGAGUGACAAGAACGACGGGAUUGAUGUCUUUGCGUAUUCAAAGCAUUACAUCUUCUUUGAUCAGUAUGGAAGUAUAGUGCGCCUGACGGCGACGCUGGUCGGUGUGGCGGUAGCGAUCAUUUUUGCGUUGAGUAGUAGUUUGCUGGGCAGUCUGGCCACAGGCGCCGUGGUCAGUGUGAGCGUGGUCAUGAUCGUUGUGGAUGUGCUGGGUGUGAUGGCGCUCGUGGGCGUGAGUCUGAACGCGGUUAGCUUGGUUAAUCUGGUGAUUUGCGUGGGCAUCGGCGUCGAGUUUUGCGCGCAUAUUGCUCGGGCGUUUAUGUUUCCGUCCAAAAGUGUGAUGGAGCGGGCCAGGAAUAAGUUCCGUGGAAGGGAUGUCCGGGCGUGGACGGCGCUGGUGAAUGUCGGUGGCAGCGUGUUCAGUGGCAUUGGCGUUACCAAGUUCCUGGGCGUCGUCGUGCUGGCGUUCACGAGGAGCAAGAUCUUUGAGGUUUAUUACUUCCGCGUCUGGUUGGCGCUGGUGGUGCUGGCGAGUGCGCAUGCCUUGAUCUGGUUGCCCGUGGCCUUGAGCUUUGCCGGUGGCGAUGGCUAUAUCGACCCGGAAAGCGAAGGUGGUCUGGAAGAAGAUCUGGCUAGUAGGAGGUAUAGGAGUCUCUUGCCCGAUGACGAUUAUGACUCGGAUGAGUAGGAUGGAAAAAAGCGGAAGCGUCUUUCUUCUUUGUCUGUUGCGGUUGGGCGAGUGAAUGAAAGCCACAAAACAGGCAGAGCAGGUUGACAAUGGGGAUCAGACGCUUGCAAUGUGAACAAAGUGCAACCAACUGCAAGAGAAAAUAGAAUCGAGUUAGGAAAUGUCAUUCGUUGAGCUACUGGUAGAGGAUAUCACUUGCAAAGGCUGUCUGGGCUUGAGGCAGCAAAGCCUGAUCGGUUUAACUUGGACUGCUGGGAAUGGUUCAUUUCGUGGCUUGUGUUGUGGCCGCUCGAUACGUCAGGAAGAUGGUGGUG